CGCCUGCGCCUUUCGGCCUUUCCUUUUCCUUUUCCUGUUCGGCGUCCGAGCCACGCGAGGGGCAGCCGCAGCACCGCCAUGGGCCACCAGCAACUCUACUGGAGCCACCCGAGGAAGUUCGGGCAGGGAUCGCGCUCCUGCCGCGUCUGCUCCAACCGGCACGGACUGAUCCGCAAGUACGGCCUCAACAUGUGUCGCCAGUGCUUCCGCCAGUACGCCAAGGACAUCGGCUUCAUUAAGUUGGAUUAAAUACCUGUCUACAGAAGUGGUUUGAGGAGACUGGCAAGCUGGAAUAUGUGGCUGGAUGAACUGUUCUUGCUAUCCUUACUAUUGUGUUAAUUAGAAAGGGAGAGUUGUCCACCCUGACUCUCAAAUAUUGUAAUUUCUGUUUGUUAAUGCUGACGUGUAAAUUAUGUGACAGUCAUAUUUAACACACCUUGAUAUAAAUGACACCUGUUUGGUUUCCUUUGUUUCUUUAAUAAAAAACAGUUAUCCUCAAAUGUAUUUGAGAAGAAACAA
This is a messenger RNA of Protobothrops mucrosquamatus (brown spotted pit viper), 519 nucleotides long. Its product is annotated as 40S ribosomal protein S29. Gene Ontology annotation, molecular function: structural constituent of ribosome; zinc ion binding. The transcript has 3 exons. Gene Ontology annotation, cellular component: ribosome; cytosolic small ribosomal subunit. NCBI's taxonomy places the organism in Eukaryota, Metazoa, Chordata, Lepidosauria, Squamata, Viperidae. The record is from RefSeq and is a predicted model, not a curated record. Gene Ontology annotation, biological process: translation. Bases 79 to 249 code for a protein of 56 amino acids.